AUGAACUCCAAGAUCGCCGUUUUCCUAGCCGCCGCCGCUGUUGCCUCUGCUCAAUCCGAGACCCAAAUUGCUCAAUUGAACGUUGUCUUGAACGAUGUCAAGGGUAACUUGAACGAAUACAUGAACUUGUUGAAGGACCCAAGCUCUGGUAUCACCAUGGCCAACAUGCCAAACGGUAUCUUCCAACUUGGUGCUGCUUUGGCCACCGCCACUGACAAGUCUUACACCUCCAUGUACGGUGACAUUGACUUCGCUGGUAUUUCCGCUUUCAUGCCAAAGUUGCCAUGGUACUCUUCCAGAUUGGAGCCAGCUCUAGAAGCUGCUAACGCUCCAUUGGGCGGUGCUGCCACCACCACCUCUGCUAAGGAGACCACUUCCGCCAAGGAGACCACCACUUCCGCUGAGGCCACCACCACCUCUGCUAAGGAGACCACUUCUGCCAAGGAGACCUCCUCUGCCAAGACAACCACCACCUCCGCUGCUGCCUCUUCUUCCGCCAAGGCUUCUUCUUCCGCUGCCAAGGCCUCCACCUCCGCUGCUGCUUCCAAGGCCACCACCCAAGCCGUCUCUCAAAUCACUGACGGUCAAAUCCAACAGACUGCUUCUGUCCACCAACAGACUGCUAACGGUGCUGCCAAGGCCGUUGCUGGUAUGGGUGCCGGUGCUCUAGCCGCCGCUGCUUUGUUGUUAUAA
This is a messenger RNA of Huiozyma naganishii CBS 8797, 693 nucleotides long. RefSeq names its product SRP1/TIP1 family protein. Gene Ontology annotation, cellular component: fungal-type cell wall; fungal-type vacuole. The record is from RefSeq and is a predicted model, not a curated record. The transcript has a single exon. Lineage: Eukaryota; Fungi; Ascomycota; Saccharomycetes; Saccharomycetales; Saccharomycetaceae. Bases 1 to 693 code for a protein of 230 amino acids. Gene Ontology annotation, molecular function: structural constituent of cell wall. Gene Ontology annotation, biological process: fungal-type cell wall organization.